AUGAGAACUUUCGCCUGGUCUCCACAUGACAUGCCCGGAAUAGACCCCUCCGUCAUGAGUCACAGCCUAAAUAUCUCCAACAACUUCCCACCUGUCAAGCAGAAGCAGAGGAGGUUCGCUCCAGAGGUGAAUCAAGUCAUACAAGAGGAGGUCCAACGGCUCCUAAGCACAGGGGCAAUCGAAGAAUGCUUAUACCCCAGUUGGCUUACCAACCCCGUCGUGGUCCCAAAGAAGAAUGGGAAAAAGAGAGUAUGCAUAGACUACACAAAUUUAAACAAAGAAUGUCCCAAAGAUAGCUACCCUCUGCCGAAAAUCGAUCAAAUGAUAGACGCCACGACAGGAUAUGAAAGAAUGAGCUUCCUCGACGCUUACUCUGGAUACAAUCAGAUCCCCAUGAAACCAGAAGAUCAGACUCACACGGAUUUCAUAACAAAAGGUGGUUUAUAUUGCUACAAAGUUAUGCCCUUCGGUCUAAAGAAUGCAGGCGCAACGUACCAAAGGCUGAUGCACAAGCUGUUUUCCUCAUUGCUCGGGAGAAAUAUGGAGCUUUAUAUUGACGAUAUGGUCAUCAAGUCCAAACAAAGCUCUUCACAUAUAGACGACUUGACCGAGUGCUUCGACAUCCUUGAUGCUUAUAAAAUGAAAUUAAACCCCUCUAAAUGUGUCUUUGGGGUGUCCUCUGGACAGUUCUUGGGCUCCCCCAUAGCUAAUGAAGAUUUAUUCUUGUACUUGUCUGUCUCACAAUUCGUUGUGAGUUCUGUUCUCUUCCGAGAAGAAGCCAAUCAUCAGAGGCCAGUGUUCUACUGCAGCAAGAUGCUUUUGGACGCUGAAACUCGUUACAGUAUGAUGGACAAGUUGGCACUCGCACUCCUUACGACAAAGAAGAAGUUACGACAAUAUUUUGAAAGCCACACCAUCAUUGUAUAUACGGACUAUCCAUUAAAGCAAGUAUUGAGUAAGCCCGACCUCUCUGGAAGGUUAUCUAAAUGGGCAAUUGAGCUAGGGAAGUACGAUAUUCAGUUCUCUCCACGAAAAGCUAAAAAAGGACAGGUACUAGCUGACUUCCUGGUUGAAAUUCAGUCGUUCACCCCUGACACUCUGCCAGAAUUGUUAGAAUCAGAAGAUCAAUGGGUGUGGACGAUGCAUACUGACGGAGCAUCCAAUUCCCAAGGGGCUGGUAUUGGCAUCGUAUUAGAAGCUCCCUCGGGCCUCAAAAUCGAAGAAGCCAUUCGUUUAAAGCAAUCCACGACGAAUAAUGAAGCAGAAUAUGAGGCACUAAUCUAUGGUUUAGAACUAGCACGAGAAAUAGGCAUCCAACGCCUGAAUGUCAGAGGAGACUCACAGCUUAUGAUAGAGCAAGUGGCUGGAAAUUUCGAUACUAAAGCACCCCAUCUGGCGAGCCUUCUACAGAAGGUAACUGACUUGCGAUCGCAUUUUCGCCAGUUCGAACUCAUACAAGUACCUAAGGAGCAAAAUCAGAAGGCCGGUGCCCUUGCCAAAUUAGCCUCUACAGGAGGUUGCACACGCCAGUCCUCCAUAUCUAUAAGCCGAUCAAGCAAAGGCAUGGAAGUCUAUUCAACCUCAUCAGAACCUGAAUGCUGGAUGGAUCCAAUCAUAAGAUACUUGUCCACCUCUGAACUCCCACCUAAUCCAAAAGAUGCAAAACUUCUGCGCCUUCGGGCACAACGCUAUUCCAUAAUCCAUGGGACGCUGUACUGCAAGUCCUUCAACGACCCCUACCUAUGGUGUUUGCGCCCAUUAGAAGCUAAAAAAUUGUUAGAAGAAAUACAUGAGGGGACAUGUGGAAAUCACACAAGGGGACGGAGUCUGGCACACAAAGCACUUACAGCAGGGUAUUACUGGCCAUACAUGAUGACAGAAGUGCGUGAUUAUGCCAAAAAAUGCGACAAAUGCCAACGAUUUGCACCGACCAUCCAUCAACCUGCUCAAACCUUACACUCCAUCGUUGCACCUUGGCCUUUUGCAAAAUGGGGUAUGGAUGUGGUAGGUGAACUACCUAAGGCUGCUGGAGGAAGACGGUAUGCUCUUGUAGCCACUGAUUACUUCACGAAAUGGGUUGUAGCAGAGGCUUACGUCACGGCCAGCAAAACAGACACUAUGUCCUUCAUCUGGAAGCAUAUCAUAUGUCAAUUUGGGAUAUCGUGGGAGAUAGUCGUGGACAAUGGAACUCCGUUCCAAAAUGCAAAGGUACAAGAACUAUGCGACACAUACAAAAUCAAGCUUAGCUUUGCCUCUGUCACUUACCCACAAGGCAACGGUCAAGUAGAGGCUUCCAACAAAGUUAUCUUUGCCAACAUUAAGAAGAACUUGGAAGAUAAAAAAGGACCAUGGGCAGAAGAAAUACCGAAAGUGUUAUGGGCAUAUAGGACAACAAAAAGAUCCUCCAUGGGAGAAUCUCCCUACGCCAUGGUGUAUGGAACCGAGGCCAUCAUCCCAACACAAGUCGGCCUACCUACACUUCGGACAGAGAUCGCAUUUGAUCAAACAACAAACAACAUUCAACUACUGCACAACCUAGACCUUCUAGAAGAAAUACGUACGGUGGCAUAA
This is a messenger RNA of Humulus lupulus (European hop), 2571 nucleotides long. RefSeq lists its product as uncharacterized. Gene Ontology annotation, molecular function: nucleic acid binding; RNA-DNA hybrid ribonuclease activity. The transcript has 2 exons. NCBI's taxonomy places the organism in Eukaryota, Viridiplantae, Streptophyta, Magnoliopsida, Rosales, Cannabaceae. The coding region runs from base 1 to 2571 and encodes 856 amino acids. Gene Ontology annotation, biological process: DNA integration. The record is from RefSeq and is a predicted model, not a curated record.